Molecule: messenger RNA, 3333 nt
Organism: Oikopleura dioica
Lineage: Eukaryota; Metazoa; Chordata; Appendicularia; Copelata; Oikopleuridae
Source: the annotation of a GenBank genome assembly
AUGGAGUCGGAUAGCUAUGGAAUCCCGAUCGAACUAAUGGGUGGGCGAGAGUUUGGCCUCUGCGACCACUGCAAGAAAUUCCAAGCCGUCGGAAUUCUGAAUGACCAUGCCUGGGAAAUCGCCUACGAGCGCUAUGAAAAACUCGUCCCAGACGAUAAGAAGAAAGGCCGCUUCAAGCAGGUCCGACGCUUUCUUCCUAAAUGGUACCCAUUUCGCGGUGAAGAUAGCAGCAAAAACCAACGCCGUUUGGAAUUCUACGAGAAGCUUGGCAAGACGCCUCCAAAGACACAAGUCAAACGAGGGAGCAUGACGAGUUCGAUCGGCUACGCGUACUCGCCAACAGCCUCCAGGGCGGGAAGUGACUUUCUUCCAGUGAACACACGGCGAGGCAUUCGUAGACCAAACACGUCCGUCCCUAGUCGACCUCGCGUCCAAACCGAAGUCGCAAUUGUUGACCUAACGCUCGAUGAUGAUAAUGAUGAUGCAGAAAAAACUCAACAAGAACAAACUAACCAGAAGACAAACAGUCUUGCCGAUCAAAAUAACCAAGAAGAAAAUAAUGAAAAGAGUCUCCAAGAGAGCGAGUCGCCGAAGAAAGAGUUUUUCUUAAACGAAGAGGAGGAGCUCUGUAUGAAAAAUGAGUUGAGCAGUCCUCCGCCACCGCUGAGAAAGAUUUCGAAUGAUUCAAAUGUUUCUGUUCCUUCUUUGGAAGAUCUUCAUCCUGACCAGCUGCCGAAUGAAUUCGUUGAUCCUGAACCUGAGAAAAACAACCCGACCUCCCCUAAAGAUGGCUCCUUGAUUAUUGAUGAAGAUUCAAUGAGUAGAAAAAGUCCUUCAAAUUCUCCACUGCCAAAUUCUAGUGAAGCAAAAUUAACAAAGCCUGAUGAAAAUGAUAAAAUGUCAAAUUCAAAUGAAGAUAUUGACAAAUCUGAAGACAGCGUCAGCAGAAUAAAUGAAGUCCAGAAGAUCGUCGCUGAACCAGUAGAAUCAUCAACUGACAAAAGUGAAUCCGAGGAAGGAAAUGUCCGUUCGCUUCGUGCAUUCGCAAGGAAAAAGAGUAUCCUGGAAGAAGCUUUCGAAUCGAUCGAGAAGGACGCCGAUGGUGCUCCUUCAUCAGAACCCUUUGACCUGGAAAAGAUAAUUCAAGAAACUGUUGGAAAGAUUGGCGAUGAAGGAAAAGAGACGCGAGAGACCCAGGAAGCUCCUGAAGAAUCGGUUAAAGUCGCGAUGGCGUCGGAUUCGGACUCUGAAUUCAAACACAACUUCAAAUCGCGUGAGCAAAUUGAACACGACAGUGUUGACGAGUUUUCAUACGACGAAGAAAGCAUCAAAAGCAUGGGAAAAAUUGAAGCCGGCAAGGUGGAGAAUUUCGAUAAGCCGAAUGUGCAACGUAAAGAAGAACCCGCGCAUGAGAGAGAUUCCGACGCGUUAGUUGAUAAGAAGGAAUCCGAUUGCACACUUGAGAAAGAAGAGGCGAAAAAGGAGGGAAAAUAUUCUCAGGAAGAGUUUACAGUAGAACUGCUUGAAGGAGGAGCGCACAAGACAGAGAUCGACAACGGCUUUGAGGAAACAGUUCCAGACCAAUCUGAUUCCACCCACCUAACUAUCAAUCAAGACGAGCAAGACUGGCAAAACGGCCAAGCCAUGGUCCGAGAAUUCCCCAUUUUUAUCAACCAAGGCUUAGCGAACGGUGCAGCGCCUUUCAAAAGACAACGAUCGGCUUCCAUUGAAAUAGAGAGCGAAAGCGGCGAGGAACUUGAUGUGGGUACCCGUGCAGACGAAAUCGCGUAUUACAAGCCACUGCAAAGAGAAGAGGUAGUGGUGCCGGCACAGACGCAAGAGAAUGAAUAUAUUGACGUUAUGAGCGUCAAACCAUCGAUGGAAAAACCACUAACAGUGACUCCAGAGCUUUCGGGCUCGCCCGACGUUCACCGAGAAGGUGUCAUUAUGAGAUCCUUUCACUCUCAAGAAAGUGGAAGAAAGCGAGGAGUUCCAGAAGAUGGUGGCGUAAUUUCAGACGAUUCGCCUGAGCGCCCAGGAUCAAGAACGAGCUAUUUAACGAAGGAGAAGCGCUCUACUCAGCGACAAGUGAACAACUUCAUACAGAACGCGUUCGUCGAUACAAGAGCCAGUACGCCAGCGCUGAAACUCGUGGGCGUAACAUCGAACGGUGUGAACUUUCCGCCUGCUUCUUCAAAUACGAUUCGACAUCUUCACCCGAACGAGUAUUCGAAGGUCAUUCAGCCAGAGAGAAAGCGUCGCUCUCCAAAGCUCCAGCACCAUCCGUACCAGAGACAUCAAGUACCGCAAACUCAGCGAAUUCAACGAGUAGACCGAAUCCCGAAUACUCAGUACUUUACAGAUCCAGCUGUUCAGCAAGAUCUGCAGCAUCAAGUGAGUAGAAUGAACGAAAGGAGGCAGCCAGCUUACCAUCAGCCGGGCUUCCGAUCGAGCGACCAUUCCCACCAAGCUGAGGAAGAACUACGUUUAUAUCAGCAGAUGAAUCAAGCGCAGUAUCAACAAGCGCACGGACAAAGGAGUGCUCCUCAGCAAUCUCCGCGAGGACUUCUUACCGAAAGUGUUCGACAGACGAGCGUGAUGCAAUACGGAAACACGCCAGUUAUUUCUCAGGGUAUAGAAUUCUUAUUGAAAUCGCAUCUAUCUGAUGUUUCAGAUCAACUUAACAGCGUACUUCUUCAAAAUGGACAAGCAGAGCAGUACGUCCACUCUGGGCAGCUUCAAACUGGCCGCGCUCACUUACAGGAACGUUUUCAGCAACCGCAAGUCCCCCACCCAUCCUUCAACAUGUUUCGUCUUCCCUUUGCCGUCCCUCGUUUCCCUGUUGCUCCCCCGCCUUUCCCCUUCUACGACCCCAAACUUAUCUCUCCACCUGGCAAAGUAUUUCCCCGCCGAAAUCUCCCUGCCUUCCAAAGCCCUCACCAACCGGCCCCUGCUACAAGGGAGACAGAAGCUGAUGCCACUAUUAAUCGCCCUUGUCCUCCAGUUUCGUCUCAGUUCUUGCCCAAGGACUUAAACAGCAACACUAUUGAAUUGCGGCCCAAUAUUCGCGAGCCCUUUUAUGCUCACCACCCUCACAUCGCUUCUUCUAACAUUAUUGAAACCAAAGCGGCUCUAGAGCCAGCUUUGAAACCCAUUUCCUCCACUACCACUUCUCAGUCUUCAGCAACCUCUUCAAGUUCAUCCAGCACCUCCUCUCGAUCUCAGUCGUCUACCCCUCAGUUUGAGUCGAUUGUCUUCAAGAAUCAGAACGAAUGCGGACAGCAUAUGUUCUCCAUUCUCGAUACUUGCUUUCCUAAAAAACUAGAGUUUUAA